Molecule: messenger RNA, 2099 nt
Organism: Megalopta genalis
Lineage: Eukaryota; Metazoa; Arthropoda; Insecta; Hymenoptera; Halictidae
Product: JNK1/MAPK8-associated membrane protein
Biological process (GO): response to unfolded protein; ERAD pathway
Cellular component (GO): membrane
Molecular function (GO): ubiquitin protein ligase binding
Source: RefSeq, a predicted model, not a curated record
UAAAGUCAAUACCAAAUGCGAACUCUUACCUGUUCAAAAAUGUUGACCUACAUCUCAAGUUGAUAGAAAAAUCGCAUAUAAUACAAUUACAGCAUCUGGUUUAUCGAUACAUUUUUUCGAUAAUAUAUCAAACGAAAAUAUCAAUCUGCGAAUAACUAUGCAAUUACAAUUUCGUAGAAUAAAUGUUUUUUUUUUCUUUUUCAGUUCGGUGAUUGUCCCGUAGCUUAAACAACACAACGUACAAAUGACAAUUAACGCAAAACUUAAUACUUCACCGAUGUACGAUUUAUCUAGUAUUUGUUCAACCAAUCAUAAGAUGACGUUGCAUACUUCAAAGUUUAUAACCCAUUUGUUAAAACGAUCUACGAAACAUUAGAAAUAAAGCGUUUCCGUAAACUCUAAUAAUCUGUCAGAUUAAACAAAUCGAUUUGAACGUUUAUCACGUGAAGCUGCUAUCAUGUGAAGCUACUGUGUUUGUUAUCCUUUGCGUCUAACCUUAAACUAUUUACUAUAUUGACAUUUGAAACAAUGUUUGUGACCAGUAGCACAAGUUGAAAGGACAAGUACAAGAAAUAUUUACAGACACUCUGUUCGUUUUAAGUCUCCAUGUGUUCACUAUCAAAAGGAAAUAUUUUGAGCGCAUGCCCUGGGUUAUACUGUGGUAGAGAACUAUUACCCGAUGGAAACUGGACAGAUUGCGGUGCAUGCCCUAACGGUUUCAGGGUAAAUGCAUCUUCGAUCUGCGUGCCUUGCAACGACGAGCCUAUAUUUUAUGACUGGCUCUACCUUGGGUUUAUGGCAUUGUUGCCCUUGGUGUUACAUUGGUUUUGUAUCGAUAAUAAAUCGAUGAGGCACAAUAUACCCAAGGAAGUGACUGCGCUGCAUCUGUCCGCUUUAUUCGAGGUUGUCGCUGCGUCUAUCAUUACGGUGCAACUGUCCGAACCUAUAGGCACCUUCAAGAUCAUAUCAUGUAGAACUACCAAACUUUCAGACUGGUAUACGUUGUUCCAUAAUCCUAGUCCAGACUAUGAAGAAUCUCUGCAUUGUACGCAAGAGGCUGUGUAUCCCUUGUAUACUAUGGUUUUCAUUUGUUACGCUUUAGGAGUAGCUAUCAUGUUGCUGAUAAGGCCACUGAUAGCUAGGAAAGUUUUACCAGUCAAUGGGAAGUUUUCUAUUUAUGCUGCUCUAUACUUUUACCCAGUUCUAGCAUUGUUGCAUGCAAUUGGUGGUGGCCUAAUAUAUUACUCAUUUCCGUACAUAACAAUAAUAUUAUCAGUAUUAUCCAAUGCAGCGCACUUUGCAUUUAAAUUAGAUCAGACAAUGAAAUCAUUAUUAUUGAGUUCCAUAACGAAUUUGAAGAACGUGAUAGUUAUCCUGGGUCAUUGGCUCAUACAUGCGUACGGUAUCAUUGCUGUUGCAACACAGUGUGGCAUCAGCAUUCAUCCAGCGAUGAUCGCGUUAGUUCCUUUGCCCGCGCUAUUUUAUAUUCUCACAGUUAGGUUUACGGAUCCGCAAAAACUGACAUGAAGGGGCAUGUCUAAUAUACCAACAGAGAAUGAUUUUGAUGAUUUUUCAAUAUAUUAUAGGGAGUAUGAUUCUGAACUUUUUCUUUAGGCAUAAUUAGAGGAAACCCUCAGUUUUCGAGAUAUUCGCGAAAAACUACUGCUACUACUAUACGGCGACGACGUAUGUAUCAGCAUUUAAUUUUCCCGGUUAUAUAUGUAUAUGUAGAUAGCUUACCGGAGGUCGCAAGAGACAGUACACGCGCGCCAGACCAAUGCUGACCCACACACGCCGUCACAGCCACGUAUGUACACAGAAAUUCCAUGUAGUAGUAGCAGCAGUAGCUUUUUCGCGAAUAUCUCGGAAACUAAACUGAACAACAUAUUAAAAUUCAUCGAAAUCCUACAUUGGUAUAUUAGAAACUAGUCGACAUGAAAUUUAUUAAACCCUUUUUGUUUAGAAAAACAAUACGCUCUUCGUCCUGCAUCAUUUUGUAUAAAAUAUUUUUAUUUUUCACAUUCUAAACCGGAUAUCUCUCGUAACUUAAAUUAAUUUGUACUGAUUAUAGCUAAUAAAAAUCAUAUUUUCCUUAAUGA